This is a messenger RNA of Bolinopsis microptera, 2642 nucleotides long. RefSeq names its product septin-2B-like. The coding region runs from base 43 to 1245 and encodes 400 amino acids. The transcript is spliced from 12 exons. Gene Ontology annotation, molecular function: molecular adaptor activity; GTP binding; GTPase activity. Gene Ontology annotation, biological process: intracellular protein localization; cytoskeleton-dependent cytokinesis. Gene Ontology annotation, cellular component: septin ring; cell division site; septin complex. The record is from RefSeq and is a predicted model, not a curated record. NCBI's taxonomy places the organism in Eukaryota, Metazoa, Ctenophora, Tentaculata, Lobata, Bolinopsidae.
CAAAUAAUUUGAGCAACAACUUCUAGAAGGAAUGAAUACAGAAUGAAGAACAAAUACAUCAUGAAAUAUCCGGAAAUCAGUGCGCUGGAGAACGAGACGUUAAUGGAGUCAAGGAAGCAACUGAGGCUGGGAAGCAUCAACUCCCUGCAGCGGAGUGUCCGACAUGUUAAGAGAUACAACGUUCUUGUGGUCGGUGAAUCAAGGUUGGGCAAGACAACAAUCAUUCAACAACUACUACAAACCCAACGGAUCUCCAAGGCAAGGAGUUCCCCUGCCGACAAUAAAGUGGGACCAUUCGCAUGCAGAAAGGAGUCGAUAAUAGAGACAAUGUUGCUAAAGCACAAGCGAUCAAAGCUUGUUCUAUCUCUGAUAGAAACCCCGGGAUUCGGACCCAGCUCCAUGGGAACUGACUGCUGGCAGCCUGUGAUGGAUGAAAUAAAGGGUCGUAUCAGCAAGUACAUGUCGGAGGAGAACAGUAUCAACCGAAGGAUAGUGGUCGAUCACAGAAUACAUUGCUGUAUUUAUUUCUUGUCACCCUUCGCUUCUGGAUUGAGGCCAGUUGAUAUUGAGUUCAUGAAGACAACUUGCAAACUUGUCAACAUAAUCCCAGUGAUAGCUAAAGUCGACACCAUGACAACCCAAGAGUGCAAGAAGCUCAAAGUGAAGAUCAUUGAGGACUGCGAAAAGAACGAUAUUUCCAUUUUCAAUCCAGAACUGUUUGAUUUGCAGAAUGUGGAUGACACAGGUCCCUUUCAGAUAGCGCCCCCAUACUCCGUUAUCGGAGGAGACGCAGUUGUGUACAGCGAGUCCGGACAGAAGAUCGGGAGACAGUACCCUUGGGGAUUUGCAGAGGUCAAUAAUGAGGAACACUGCGAUUACAUCACCUUACAUGAUAUUCUACUCAAGACGUGUAUUGAAGAUUUUAUAGAGUACACAGACAAUGUUCUCUACGAGAACUACAGGAUGAACCACCUAAAAUCCCUGGACCUUAACUCUUCAAUCGACCUCAUCGACAAUAACUCUGUGUCUGAAGGCCCAGGGGAAAAAGAAGCACUCCUCCGAGAAAAACAAUACGAGUUAGAGAAGUUGAAGAGACAUAUCGAGCAGAUUAACAGAAGGAUGUCAGAUAAAGACUCACUGAUGGAGGUUUCCAGUUCAGACAGAGAUUCUAUUCUUUCUAGCACCAGCAGCGAUAAGAGUAUGGAAAAAGAUAACAUUUCUGUAAUCCCUGAAUCAACUCUCUGAGCAAGAAGUCUUGCCGAACAAUCGUCGAACAUUCACUGAAAGUUCACACUUCCAUUAGUUCAAGUUUGAGCUUUUGAGCUCUUCUCUGGUUGGACUCGAGUAUUGUGAUGUAUCCAAAAGGAGAGAAAAAUUAUCACGAUGGGCGGUUCUGAGCCAGUAUAGAUGCACUACUAGUCUGGUAACUAUGGUAACCACUACUCUGUGGUGGAUUUAUGAACGAAUUUGACACGCUAAUAAACAACGGUCGGGAUUGUUGUGGACUUGCAUUAUGGAACUGCACCGUGGACUCGCGUUGUGAAUUUGUACAGUGAACUUGCAUUGUGGACUUGCAUUGUGGAGCUGCACCGUGGACUUGCACCGUGGACUUGCACCGUGGUAUCGAAUCCAACAUACAAAUGACUCGAACUCAGGAAUCUCAUGGCAUAAAAGCUAUGGUUAUGAGAGUAUAGAUUGUAUUCAGUUGCAAUUUUGUAACUUCUGCUGACUUGAUUGAUUCAGUUAAAGUCUUCUUCCGUAGCUUUCAAUAAAGUAAAGUGGCUCUGUACGCUGUUGGACCUAUUGGGAUCAUGAACUUAUAAAAUAAGUAUAAGUUAUCAUCGAUCUGUGUAGCCGAAUACGAGUGGGCAAGGUUACAACUACGAUCUUCAAAUGAACUCUUGAAAUUUAACAACAUAUUUGUCAUUGAGACGAUUACAAUUUACAAGCUUUCUUCAAAUGUGACUACGAUGAAGCUAUGUGUGUCUCCACUUCAAUCUUUCAAUGAAUAAAAUUGAACUCGGAAAGUACGUUUCUCAAAAUAAAAAUGAUCUACUACGCUACAAUGCGUAUAUGAUAAAUUACUUAUGAGUAUGACCCAACCAUUCAUUACUGAUUUUUAUCCUUUUGAGAAACUGCUAUCCGAACUCUCUCUAGAACUGACAGUGAUUUUAAUUGUUAGUGUUAAAGUGAUAUUGCUGCUUACUAUUUGUGCACUCAUUUACUGAUUUUAAAAGCAUCGUAAUACUGUUUUAUCUUUUAGAAUUAGGUUAUUUAGGUUUUUGAUUUUGUUUUGUGUUUUUUUUAUAGUCCGACUUCUUUGAGCCCAGCUUAAGAAAUUAUUCCAGUUAUGUUAAGAGUACAAGCAGUGUAUCUGAUGCUUCGUUAAUCAUUUAACACUUCCUCUAAGACAAGGAAAAAGAAGUCGGAAUAGUUCAUUUCUAUUAAUAAUGAUUCAUAAUUUUUAAAAACAUAUGGAACUUGUGAUUUUAUCUGAAAGUUGAAAAACAUGGAUCCAAAACUUUUGAUUUCAAUUUGGGUAUACAGAAAGACCAAGAAACUUUUUUAUCAAAUAUUAUACGCGAUUAUAUUGAGCUUAUGAAGUUUUCUAGUUCUGUUCAUUUCAAUUUUAUAACACCCAA